UGGGAGAAGAGAAUCAGAGCAGUCGCUGCUGCCGUCACCAUGGUGAAAUUUCUGAAACAAAACAAGGCUGUUAUCGUUCUCCAGGGACGAUACGCCGGUCGCAAAGCCGUCAUUGUUAAAUCUUUCGACGAUGGCACACGUGACCGCCCCUAUGGCCACUGUUUGGUUGCAGGGAUAAAGAAGUAUCCGAGCAAGGUUAUCCGCAAGGACUCAGCCAAGAAAACAGCCAAUAAAUCACGCGUCAAGUGCUUCGUCAAGCUCGUCAAUUACCAGCACCUGAUGCCUACGCGCUACACCCUCGACGUGGACUUGAAAGAUGUGGUCACCGUCGAUGCUCUCCUGACGAAGGACAAAAAGGUGGCCGCUUGUAAGGCAACUAAGGCGAGGUUCGAAGAGAGGUUCAAGACUGGAAAAAACAGGUGGUUUUUUACGAAGCUCAGGUUCUAAACAUUUUAUUGGAACAAUAUGUUUAAUGUUAUGUAUUUUUUUUGAAUUUUUUUAAUCUAAGGACGGUUUUGAAACUGUUUCGAUGAGAUAUUUAAGGGUUCUUAUUUUUGUUAUAUCAUGGUACGUGAUUUGCUCGUUUCUUCAAGAAA
Molecule: messenger RNA, 596 nt
Organism: Hibiscus syriacus
Lineage: Eukaryota; Viridiplantae; Streptophyta; Magnoliopsida; Malvales; Malvaceae
Product: 60S ribosomal protein L27-3-like
Exons: 1
Coding region: 40-447 (135 amino acids)
Biological process (GO): translation
Cellular component (GO): ribosome; cytosolic large ribosomal subunit
Molecular function (GO): structural constituent of ribosome
Source: RefSeq, a predicted model, not a curated record